GAAGCGCUAGGUGACCCGGAAGUCAAAACGAGGUGCGCGCCUGUCACGCAUGCGCACACGAGCUCUCCCAAACCCUUUUGAGAAUGGCGGAUCUGGGUGAGGCGAACGAAGCGGAGUUGCAGCGCCUGGUGGCGGCCGAACAACAGAAGGCGCAGUUCACUGCACAGGUGCAUCAUUUCAUGGAACUAUGUUGGGAUAAAUGUGUGGAAAAGCCAGGCAAUCGCCUCGACUCUCGCACUGAAAAUUGCCUGUCUAGCUGUGUGGACCGCUUCAUCGACACUACUCUUGCGAUCACCAGUCGGUUUGCCCAGAUUGUACAAAAAGGAGGACAAUAGACCAAUGCCUGGGAGAAUAACAGAAGCAGCAAAGGACUUGUUAUGAAGCUGACUGAAGGGGGACUGGGGCAAGAGUGGUCAACCCAUUGUCAGGUCAGCAUCAGUCUGUUGCCUAGCCUGUUGGUGCUAAAAAGUAACAGAUCAAAUGUACAAAAACAUUUAUUUAUUUACUUGGAAUUUAGAAAUUCCAGGUUGUAAUAUCAGUUAUUCAAUAAAUGUGAAUUCUCCAA
Molecule: messenger RNA, 565 nt
Organism: Cavia porcellus (domestic guinea pig)
Lineage: Eukaryota; Metazoa; Chordata; Mammalia; Rodentia; Caviidae
Gene: Timm8b
Product: translocase of inner mitochondrial membrane 8 homolog B
Exons: 2
Coding region: 84-335 (83 amino acids)
Source: RefSeq, a predicted model, not a curated record